GCCGAUUAAAGCGAGCCAAAAACCAACACACUAGUCUCUGUCUCUCACUCUACUCAUCAGAGUCAUCUCCCACCAUUUCGCCAUUAACUCCGAUUCACAAAUUUCCAGAACCAAAACGAGAAUCUCUCGGUAGCGUAAUUUAAGCUCUCUCGGUAGUCGUGGCGCCUCGUUCCACGCGCCGCCGUGAGUAACCAAUUCCCCUAGCUCGCUCUUACUAAAAAAACGACGGCGUUCUGCCGUUUCUGAGUGCCGGAGAGCAAAAUGUUGACGUGCAUAGCUCGGCCUAAGAAACUCGGCGACGAGUCGCUGAGUCAACCCGAGGUCUCCGACUCCACCAACACUCCCAACGCCGCGGCCAACAAACAACAGGCGGCGAUUAAAUCGCUCACUUUCCAGCUGAAGGAUAUGGCGUUGAAGGCGUCGGGAGCGUACAGGCAUUGCAACCCCUGCACCGGUCCGGCGGCGCAGAGCCGGCUCAAAGGGACGGGAGAGUCGGACGCGGACUCGGACCGGUUCAGGUGGUCGUACCGGCGGACCGGGAGCUCGAGCUCGACGACGCCGAGGACUUGGGGGAAGGAGAUGGAGGCGAGGCUGAAAGGGAUCUCGAGCGGCGAAGGCACGCCGAACUCUGCCAGCGGCCGCCGGGUCGACCCGGUCGUGUUCGUUGAAGAGAGAGAGCCCAAGGAGUGGGUGGCCCAGGUGGAGCCCGGAGUGCUCAUCACCUUCGUUUCGUUGCCACGUGGCGGGAAUGAUCUCAAGCGCAUUAGGUUCAGUCGAGAGAUAUUUAACAAAUGGCAAGCGCAAAGGUGGUGGGCGGAGAACUAUGACAAGGUCAUGGAGCUGUACAAUGUUCAAAGGUUUAACAGGCAAGCAUUCCCACUACCAACCCCGCCAAGAUCUGAAGAUGAGAGUUCGAUACAGAGUUCAAAGAUGGAAUCUGUAGAAGAUAGCCCUGUAACACCGCCACUAACCAGAGAACGGUUACCUAGAAACUUGUACCGUCCACCAGGUAUGGGUAUGGGAUACUCAUCCUCAGAUUCACUUGACCAUCAUCCAAUGCAGUCCCGCCAGUAUUGUGAUUCAGUUGGUGUGAAUUCCACCCCUAAACUCUCCAGCAUAAGUGGCACUAAGACAGAGACAUCAUCGAUGGAUGCUUCUAUAAGAAGUAGUUCAUCAAGGGAUGCUGAUCGCUCUGGGGAGCUAUCUAUCAGCAAUGCUAGUGAUUUGGAGACUGAAUGGGUUGAACAGGAUGAGCCUGGGGUUUACAUCACAAUCAGAGCAUUGCCAGGUGGCAAACGGGAGCUUAGACGAGUCAGAUUCAGCCGAGAAAAAUUUGGGGAGAUGCAUGCCAGAAUGUGGUGGGAAGAGAAUCGAGCCAGGAUACAUGAACAAUACUUGUGAUUGAGAAACUUGGGUGGCUGCAGGUGCUUAAUUUACCGGAGUCUUGAGGUGUUGCAUUUGAGAUUGUUUUACUUUCGGUCUUGCCAUACUGGUAAAGCCUUGUCUAUAGAUAACUAGAUAUCGGAAUGGGUGUCACUGGCACCUCAUGCUGUUCAGAGGGAUGCAUACAACGUUUCCCAUGUUGAUGAUCCAAAAAUAUAUUCAUAUUGGGAUGGGGGGUCAUAGACUUCAAUUUUUGUUAUUUUCUCUGUUUAUGGGUGAACAAAGAGCCAUAGUUGUAUCUGAAUCUUGAAAAUGUGUAUGUCAAAUACCAGAUCAAUCAUCUUUCCUCUGCCAUUUCUCCAAGACAAGGCAUGUUCGUGAUACUUUAACAAGCAGUAAAUAAUGAAGUUUUUUUUUUUUUUUUUCC
Molecule: messenger RNA, 1810 nt
Organism: Rosa rugosa (rugosa rose)
Lineage: Eukaryota; Viridiplantae; Streptophyta; Magnoliopsida; Rosales; Rosaceae
Product: protein Brevis radix-like 4
Exons: 6
Coding region: 262-1401 (379 amino acids)
Source: RefSeq, a predicted model, not a curated record